Funneliformis geosporum is the source of this 386-nucleotide messenger RNA. The record is from the annotation of a GenBank genome assembly. NCBI's taxonomy places the organism in Eukaryota, Fungi, Glomeromycota, Glomeromycetes, Glomerales, Glomeraceae.
AAAGUUUUCAAGAUAAACAAGGUGAAGAUUUAUUAGAUUAUGUAAAUAAUGCUUUAAAUUGCCGACAGCAUAAAAAGGAUAAAUUUUGCUGUUUUCAAAGCAAGUAUGGAGAAGAUAUUUUUCAGAGACUUCAAAUUAAUAAUCCCUCUACUCUAAAACGGAUUAUCGAUAAAUUAACCCCUCUCCAAUUAAUUAGUAUUGAUAUUGAUGUUAAAGGAGAAGCUUUUGAAUUUUUUUUAAAAGAAGCAAUUAAAGGUCAAAAAAAAGACCUAGGGCAAUAUUUUACUCCUCGCCAUAUCGUAAAUUUUUUGGUAAAAUUAGCCGAUCCCAAACCUCAUGAAACUGUUUAUGACCCUUUUUGUGGCACUGGGGGAAUUCUAAUCAAA